AUGGACAAUCACGAUACCUACCUUCAUCAUCCUUCGCCAUCCAGAGCGAUUCCCAAUUCUUCUUCCAUCGAUUUGACGGGCAACCCGGGACCUCCGUCACCUUCUCUCGAAGCCUCUGGAUCAACCCUCGCGCGCCGGAGAAGUUGGGGCAACCGCCUAAGGGACGGCGCUGGGACGUCGAACGGCUCCAGUCCGGACCCUCUGCAGCUUGAUCUUAAUACAGCAGCUCAAACGCAGGGAUCCCCCAGGCGGUCCGGGAACACCACAACGACUGCAGUUGGAGGCCGAGCUAUGACAUCGCAGGAAGACCCAUUCCAUGACGAACAGUCAAGGGGUUAUACGUACACCAUCACCUCUGCGCGCGGUUAUGGACCACGGACUGGUUUGGACGCCUUUGACACGGAUGUCUACUCGAACGCGCAGGCGGGACCGUCGAUGGCGUCACUUAUGGAUCAACAUCGAGGGCACUUCGAGCAUGAGAUUGAGGACGGGCAUCGGGAGGACGACGAGGCGCAUCUGACGGCGAACAUGUCGCGUUCUGGGAUGAGUGAUGAGGAUGCCAUGGCGGACCCCGAGCACGAUGGCGGGACCACACCGCGGUCGCGCAGGAAGACACUCCGGUACAGUGUGUCGCCGUCGCCGUUGAAGAAGACGGAGUCGGCGAUGAAGUCAGUGUCGAAGAACCUGCGUAGGAUGUCGUUGCGUGUUGUUAAUCUCGCGAACACGGGGCUGGAAGGGCAGCUGAGGCUCGGCGACGGUCAGGACAAGAAGGUGGACGAUGACGACGACGGACCGCCUGCGCCAGACCUGAAACGCGUCCUUCCUAUACGAGGCCGAACGUUAGGCUUCCUAGGCCCGGACAGCCAGAUUCGUCUAACUCUCUUCAGAUUCCUUGUACAUCCGUUGACGGAGCCAAUCAUUCUUAUUCUUAUUAUAGCCAACGCCGUAAUCUUAACGAUACAAGCCUUCACAUCUUUAACUCUACCAACUGCAAAUGGACCUACAUUACCGCCUCGUGUAAAGGGAUACUUUCAUUCAUGGGAGGACUAUGCUUUGUUCGCACUAUUUAUUAUAUUUACACUAGAGGCUCUUGCUCGUAUAUGCGUCACAGGUUUUCUCUUCGACCCCGAUGUUUCAAUAUUCUCGCCAUUUUCUUCGCAGUCGCAACUGGAACCGUAUACCCCCACACCCGCCCCAACGCCGGGCAUGGUUCGCCAAACGUCACUAACACGUGGGCGAACAAUCACGCAACGCCUUCAACGGAUAAAGCGCACGCUCAUGAGGCCAUUCGCCUUAUCACAACGGCCGCCUCCCCCUCAAUCUGCUGGCAUUCCCUCUGGUGGCAAUCAUCAUAGGGAAGACAGCUUUGCUGCGCGCAUACAUGACGCUGCGAACAGGGUGCACAACUUCAUUCGCGAACCCGCUGAGCCUACUUUCUUGUCCGUCGCUAUGCGUUCAGAAAAUCAUGCUACACAUCCAGAUUCAAUAUCGCUCCCCUUUCGUCUCAGUAUUGGUCAUUUGCACAACAAGACGCAGCGGAACGUUCCGUACCUACGGCAAAGUUGGAGUCGGAUCGACUUCAUUGCUAUCGUGAGCUUUUGGAUCACCUUCGCUUUGGCUAUGGGUGGUGUUGAGAGAGGAACUCAACAUAUCGGCAUCUUUCGGGCAAUGAGCGUCAUACGGACUGCUCGGCUUCUGACAAUCACUUCUGGUACAACUACCAUCAUGCACUCCUUGAAAACUGCCCGCCCGCUUCUGACGAGUGUGGCUUACUUCGUUCUUUUUGCCAUGGUCUUGUUUUCUAUCAUUGGCGUCCAAUCGUUCAAAGGCUCUAUGAGGCGAACCUGUGUAAUCAACCCCGCUCUUGGCGAAGGCCCGCACCUGAGGGAUGGCCAGUUCUGCGGAGGGCACGUCGACCCUACCACCUUCAAUGCUACAGGCUAUAUUCAGCUGAACAAUCAAUCCGUGGCCGACCCAAAGGGCUAUAUCUGUCCUCUUGGACAAGUUUGUAUGGAGCUAUCAAAUCCCAAGAGUGGCAUCGAGAGUUUCGAUGCCAUAUACUCUGCUGCCCUACAGGUUGUCAUUGUGGCGACCGCUAACGGAUGGACUCCUCUGAUGUACAGCAUGAUCGACUCUGAGUUCUUCGUGUCUUGUUUUUUCUUCAUUAUGGGGAUCAUCGUGCUCAAUUUCUGGCUUAUCAACCUGUUCGUUGCUGUGAUUACCAACACAUUCGCAGCAAUCCGGUCUGAAACUAAGAAGAGCGCCUUCGGUGCUGCGCCGCUAGUAGUACCACUCGAUAAGAACCAAGAUGACGCAUGGCCCAUCGUCGAUGGCCGAAAAGCAAUUACACGGUCUAACCCAGCAAAAACCAUUUAUGCCUACACGAAGUGGUGCUGGGUUCUGUUAGCACUGGCGUCCUUGGUCCUACAAGCAACAAGGACAGUCGACAUCUCUCCUAACCAUGAACUGGCUAUAUUUUAUGGCGAAAUCGCCAUCAUGAUUGCCUUCGAUUUCGAAAUCGUGCUUCGAAUACUGGCGACAUUACCCCAGUGGAGAACCUUCUUUCAGCACGGGAACAACUGGCUUGAUUUGUCACUUGCUGUGGCGUGCACGGUCAUACAGAUUCCCGUCAUUAGGCAAUCUAGCGUCUAUCCUUGGUUCACUAUCUUCCAGCUAGUACGAUUUUAUCGCGUCAUCCUCGUCGUUCCAAGGAUGAAACCACUUCUGCUCGCUGUUUUUGGCAACAUGUACGGUCUCGCAAACAUGGCCCUUUUUCUCCUCAUUGUCAACUACAUUGCCGCUCUGGUCGCCGUUCAGCUUCUUCGCGGAGACUUGGGCAAUGAUGCAACAAUCAAUUUUGGCGAGGUGUUCAAUUCGUUCCUUGCGAUGUAUCAGGUUUUCUCGUCAGAGAAUUGGGUAGACGUGCUAUAUGGUGCCUCAAUGGCGGAAGUUCCACUGGGGCAGACUGUCAUCGUUGUCAUAUUCAUCUCCGCGUGGAUGCUGUUUGCCAACUUUAUCAUGCUUCAAAUGUUCAUUGCUGUGAUCAACGAGAACUUCGAGGUGGCUGAGGAGCAAAAGAAGGGCAAACAAGCAUCAAACUAUUACAGCCAACAGAAGGCCCGACACGGUUCUGUCCCCUGGCUUAGACGCCUCAAUCCCUAUCGCUGGGUCAAGGCUAACCCGGAGACCGCCAAAGUCACGAAUCUUCCUUCAAAUCUCGUUCUCCCAAUGCAAAAGAAUUUAGUGCAAGAUUAUGCACUCUCUCGCUCUAAUACUCGCUCUAGUCAAAAAAAAACUACACAGCGGAAGUAUCGUUUCAUGAAGCCGCGCCAUUAUUCCUCUAAGUCCCUAACUGCUCUGCAACAACUUUUCACUGGGGACACCAAGACAGACGACAUCCCGAUGACCACUUUACGUCAUCAAGGACGAGAGCCAAGUACAGAUCCUCUGGAUGAGGAGAUGGAACGACAUUUGGAGCUUCUUGUAGCCGUUAACCCCCAAAUUGGCCUUGCAGAUGCAGCGGAAGACGAGUACCACGAACGUCGAGCGCAGAAGGCAGAUUUCAUCCGCGACCAUCCAACUUAUGAUAAAGUUUUUUGGGUCAUUGGUCAGAAGAAUCGACUUCGCAAAUUGUGUCAAAAGGUGGUGCAACCUGCCCGAGGAGAGCGCAUCUUUGGAACUCCACCUUCUCCUGUCGCACACACCAUCUUCCAGCUCAUCCUCCUUUUCACGGUCAUCGGUGGAAUUGCUAUCGAGGCCAUUGCUACCCCCAUCUACCGGCGCAACUACUUCCAAAAGUUCGGGUUUGUUCGCGGUGCUUGGUUCGAACUCGCGGAAGCCUCAUUUGGCUUCACGCUGUUUGUUGAAUUUAUGAUCAAGAUCAUCGCCGAUGGAUUCCUCUUCACCCCCAACGGCUACCUUCGCAGUAUCUGGAACUGCUUGGAUUUUAUCAUCAUGAUAGGUAUCAUUGUCAACGUCACCACAGGGCUCAUCUUCAUUGGGGGCUUGAGUCGGUUUACGCGUGCCCUCAGAGCUUUGCGAGCUUUGCGACUCAUCACGCUCAUCGACAAAAUGAGGAGCACGUUCCAGACCCUGAUUAUUUCAGGUGCAAUUCGGAUACUUGAUGCUGCUGUCCUCGCGAUUCUCUACAUGAUUCCUUAUGCUGUCUGGGGCCUCAACAUCUUCAAUGGAAGAAUGAACUUAUGCAACGAUGGUGAUGUCGACGGUAUCUCUGAUUGCAUUGGUGAAUACGUGAACACUGUCUACGAUGACGCCUGGGGAUUUCCGGUUCCUCGUGCUUGGGAUAAUCCAUCUCCGUCGACCACAUUCAGUUUCGAUUCAUUCCGCUCUUCACUGCUGAUCCUCUUCGAGAUUGUAUCUCUAGAAGGAUGGAUUGAUGCCAUGGGUGUUGCCACUAGCAUCACAGGGCCUGGUCAGCAACCACAAGUCAAUGCCUCUCAAGCCAAUGCCAUUUUUUUCCUCAUCUAUAACUUAAUGGGUGCUGUAGUUGUUCUGACCCUAUUCGUUAGUAUCAUCAUAGGAAACUUCAGUUCCAAGACCGGAACUGCUCUCCUGACAACAGCUCAGCGAGAAUGGAUCGACCUUCAAAAACUCUUCAAGAGACAGAAGCCCUCCAAGCGGCCGAAGACCCAACCCACAGGCCGCUUCAGGAAAUGGUGUUUCGAUCGUGCUGUCCAGAAGCACGGCUGGUGGUCACGAGCAAUGACCCUAUUAUUCGUGCUGCACAUUAUCGCACUAAUGACGCAAUCUUUUUCGACCCACCAUUUUUCGGAGGUCUUCAGGAAUGAUUUCUUUCUCGCGCUGAUGUUUAUCUACCUGGUGGACGUCUUUGUCCGUUUCUUUGGACUUGGAUGGCGCAGUUUCCGUGCAAAUGGCUGGAAUCUCUUUGACAUGGUUGUCGCAAGUGGUAGCUUCUUCACCACCCUCAUUGUGCAGUUUGGCAACCUUGGCUAUGGCGUCCAACAACUCCAAAAAUUGUUCCUUGUCAGCAUUGCCUUCAAGCUCGUCCAGCGAACGAACAGCUUGAACAUGCUGUUCAAAACUGCUGUUGCGAGUUUGCCCGUGAUCCUCAGUUUGCUUGGUCUCUGGCUCGUGCUGUUCAUCUUUUUCGGCAUCUUGUUUGUCGAGGUGUUUGGCCUGACCAAGUGGGGAGGAGCAGAAACAGCUACAACAAAUUAUGCCUCCUUGGGAUCUGCCUUGGUCAUGCUGGCAUUCCAGAGUACUGGUGAAGGUUGGAACCAAUACAUGCAUGACUAUGAUUUGACCUAUCCACGUUGCACCAAUUCGUCGCCUACAGAAGUCGACUCGGAUUGCGGAAGUACGGCUUGGGCUUUUGCGCUUUUCAUUGCCUGGAACCUGCUCAGCAUGUACAUCUUCGUGAACAUGUUCACUGGUGUUGUUGUGGAAAACUUCUCCUACGUGUUUCAAGCAUCCGGGACUGGGUCCAAAUCGAUCUCACGAGAGCAAAUGCGGUCCUUCAAGAAGGUGUGGGCGGAGUUUGCCAACAGGAAAACGGGCUAUUUGGAGCGACAUCGCUUUGCUGCCUUCUUUUCGAAACUCAGCGGCGUUUUUGAGGUUAGGAUUUAUCCGGUAGAAUAUCACAUCCGAAGCCUCCUCAGUAUCGCCCGGGACCCAUUGGACAAGCAGGCCUGGCACUCACGGGUCGUGGAAGGUGUCGAUUUAAGUAAGCUUGAGAAAAUCCUGGACAGCGUCGACUACACCGAGAUCCGAAAGAGAAAGGCAAUUUACGGCCGCCUCUUCCAUGAAGCUAGCAUUUCCCAUGAGCAGGGUCUCGGGAUCUCAUUCACGGAUAUGUUGACUUUACUGGCACACCACAAGCUCAUUGUCGACGCGGAGGCUUUGGUAUUGCAUGACUUGGUUGCUAGGACGGAAACCAAUAAAUUGGUUACCGACCUUGUCAAUUUGGAUCGUGUACGAUCUCUACUAAAGACGAUCUCUCAUCGACGCCGAUUCCUUGCACAUUUGGAGAAAAAGCGAUCAGAGAAGUACGAAAAAGAAAUCCCUUCAAUUGUCGUGGAGCCGAUGCCAGGGACGCCACCACUCUCAUCGAGGGAUAUUGCAAGCGCUGGCUAUGAACACUCGUCCCCAGAAAGCCCGUUACCCGUUGACGUCCGGUAUAGCCAUCCGGACUACUCCCUAUCGAUGGACAUGUCGGGUGGAUCUAGGCUGCAAAGGAGCAGUAGACGAGUCAGCGAGUACAGCACGUUCUCCACGGAUACGUCCAGAUCCCCGCGAACUUCUUUGGUGGACGACGACCCACAGGACGUCGUCACUGCUAUGCAAAGCUCGGUAUGGGGAGAUCUAAUGAUGGAGGUUGCUGAGGAGGAGAAAGGCAACAGGAGUUUCUAG
Cyclocybe aegerita is the source of this 6390-nucleotide messenger RNA. The record is from the annotation of a GenBank genome assembly. NCBI's taxonomy places the organism in Eukaryota, Fungi, Basidiomycota, Agaricomycetes, Agaricales, Hemipholiotaceae.